Molecule: messenger RNA, 354 nt
Organism: Tetrahymena thermophila SB210
Lineage: Eukaryota; Ciliophora; Oligohymenophorea; Hymenostomatida; Tetrahymenidae
Product: small nuclear ribonucleoprotein
Exons: 4
Biological process (GO): RNA processing; spliceosomal snRNP assembly
Cellular component (GO): SMN-Sm protein complex; U5 snRNP; U2 snRNP
Molecular function (GO): RNA binding
Source: RefSeq, a predicted model, not a curated record
AUGUCAAUUGGUUUACCCGUUAAAAUAUUAAGAGAAAGUGAAUCUCAUGUUGUUACUAUUGAAUUAAAAACUGGAGAUUAAUUUAGAGGUUACUUAGCUGAAUCAGAAGAUACUAUGAAUGUUAGAUUAGAUAAUGUUACAAUGAUUAAUAGAAAUGGCAAGCAAAGCUAAUUGUAGUCCGUUUACUUGAGAGGAGCUUAAAUUAGAUUUAUUGUUAUUCCUGACUUCUUUAAAAAUGCCCCUAUGUUCAAAAGAAUUAAAGCAUAAAGUAAAAAUAAAAAUAAAUCUGCAAUCAGAGAAAAGGCUAGAAAGAUAAGAGAUUAAGUUAUUGGAUAGAAGCAACAGAAAAAGUGA